CCAACUCAACAUGUCUGCAGCCACAGGAAAAUCCGCACUCGUCCUCGGUGCGACCGGCGCCACAGGAAAGCAUCUCCUACGGGAUGUACUCGCGUCGCCUGAGUUCACGCGCGUCGGCGAGUACGGGCGCCGUGUUACGUCCUCCGAGGCCAUCGCGGGGCUCGCGGGGAGGGAGAAGCUCGAGCAGCGAACCAUGGACUACGAGAAGCUGGGCGAGAGCGGGUUGAAGGGUGGGCGGUGGGAUGUUGUGUAUGUAGCUAUGGGGACCACCCGCGCGAAAGCAGGUAGCGCUGAGGCCUUUACGAAGAUUGACCGGGAGUACGUAGUCAAUGCGGCCAAAGAAGCAAAGACCGACGACCCUACCAAUGAGCAGCGCCUCGUGUAUCUCUCGUCCACAGGCGCGAACGCGUCCUCGCCUUUCCUCUACCCCAAGAGCAAAGGCCUCACGGAGCUCGAGCUCGCUGGGCUGGGCUACAAGGAGACGAUUGUCUUCCGCCCCGCAUUCCUGAAAGGCGCCGAGCGUCCCGACCAUCGUAUUGCCGAGAGCAUCUUCGGUUGCAUCACCGGCAUCUUGUCGACUGUAUCGUCCAGCAUGGAGAUUCCGAUUCAGUUAUGUGCCAAGAGCAUCUGCAAUGCAGGACGCUUGGGUGUCGCCGGCUUGCCUGCCUCUGCCCAGGCUGAGAAGGCGGGCAAGGAGGGUGCAUGGUUCACGCUGAUCAACAACGCUGGGGCUAUUAACCUUGGCAAGGCCGAUGUGUAAGAGUAUGAGUGUUCUGGAUUUUGCUGAGGCGCGAGCGGUUAUAGACGUGCGCUGAUUUAUUUCAAGACCUGUUUUCUUGACCUACCGCAGUAAAACGCGAGCUAAAUGUAACUUUACCGCGAAAGGCACCUAUUACGUGGGAGUGGGAUGGUACGUGCAUGUGUGGCGGUGU
Messenger RNA from Coniophora puteana RWD-64-598 SS2, 932 nucleotides. RefSeq lists its product as uncharacterized. The record is from RefSeq and is a predicted model, not a curated record. Gene Ontology annotation, biological process: import into nucleus. The transcript is spliced from 8 exons. Bases 11 to 760 code for a protein of 249 amino acids. Lineage: Eukaryota; Fungi; Basidiomycota; Agaricomycetes; Boletales; Coniophoraceae. Gene Ontology annotation, cellular component: cytoplasm.